Jaculus jaculus (lesser Egyptian jerboa) is the source of this 3865-nucleotide messenger RNA. RefSeq names its product DDB1 and CUL4 associated factor 8 (gene Dcaf8). The coding region runs from base 295 to 2082 and encodes 595 amino acids. Gene Ontology annotation, molecular function: protein binding. The transcript is spliced from 14 exons. The record is from RefSeq and is a predicted model, not a curated record. Gene Ontology annotation, cellular component: cytoplasm; Cul4-RING E3 ubiquitin ligase complex. NCBI's taxonomy places the organism in Eukaryota, Metazoa, Chordata, Mammalia, Rodentia, Dipodidae.
GGUGGCGGCCGCUGGCCAGUGUAAGAUGGCGGCGGCGUUGGUGGCGGCAGUGGACGGGGCGGCCGGGCCUGGAACUGUCGGAGCAGCCGCUGGCAGAAGGAUGACCCAAGACGGGAAGCGGGCUACUGAGCCUCGCCGGCUCCCGUGCUUGUAACUGCCCCAGCUGGACACCCCUUCCCCCUUGACCUUACCCGUUCUUCAGUGAACCUCCAGACCUAUUUUCUCAGGAGCUCAGCCUGGCCUUACUUCAGUGAUAACAGGGGGAAAGGCUAGCUGCAGCAAACAUUAUUCAAGAUGUCUAGCAAAGGGAGCAGCACAGAUGGCAAAACAGAUUUAGCUAAUGGAAGCCUGUCCAGCAGUCCAGAAGAGAUGUCUGGCGCUGAAGAGGGGAGAGAGACAUCCUCAGGCAUUGAAGUGGAGGCCUCAGACCUGAGUUUGAGCUUGACUGGGGAUGAUGGUGCCCCCAACCGUACCAGCACAGAAAGUCGAGGCACGGACACAGAGAGCUCAGGUGAAGAAAAGGACUCUGACAGCAUGGAGGACACUGGUCAUUAUUCCAUCAAUGAUGAGAACCGAGUUCAUGAACACUCAGAGGAAGAAGAGGAGGAGGAGGAGGAGGAAGAACAGCCUCGGCACCGUGUACAGCGCAAACGGGCCAGCCGUGACCAGGACUCAUCAGAUGAUGAGCGGGCCCUGGAGGACUGGGUAUCCUCAGAGACAACAGCUUUGCCCCGACCUCGCUGGCAAGCCCUUCCUGCCCUUCGGGAGCGGGAGCUGGGUUCAAGUGCUCGUUUUGUGUAUGAGGCCUGUGGGGCAAGAGUCUUUGUACAGCGUUUCCGCCUACAGCAUGGUCUUGAGGGCCAUACUGGUUGUGUCAAUACCCUGCACUUUAACCAGCGCGGCACCUGGCUGGCCAGUGGCAGUGAUGACCUGAAGGUUGUGGUGUGGGAUUGGGUGCGUCGGCAGCCAGUACUCGAGUUUGAGAGUGGCCACAAAAGCAAUGUCUUCCAGGCCAAGUUCCUUCCUAACAGUGGUGAUUCCACUUUGGCCAUGUGUGCCCGGGAUGGGCAAGUCCGGGUAGCAGAACUGUCUGCCACACAGUGCUGCAAGAACACCAAGCGGGUGGCCCAGCACAAAGGAGCAUCCCAUAAAUUGGCCUUGGAACCAGACUCUCCCUGUACGUUCCUAUCCGCAGGUGAAGAUGCAGUUGUCUUCACCAUUGACCUGAGACAAGACCGGCCAGCUUCGAAACUGGUGGUGACAAAAGAGAAGGAGAAGAAAGUGGGACUGUAUACCAUUUUUGUGAACCCUGCCAAUACUCAUCAGUUUGCUGUGGGUGGACGAGAUCAGUUUGUAAGGAUUUAUGACCAGAGGAAAAUUGAUGAGAAUGAGAACAAUGGAGUACUUAAGAAAUUCUGUCCUCAUCACUUGGUGAACAGUGAGUCCAAAGCAAACAUCACCUGUCUUGUGUACAGCCACGACGGCACAGAGCUGCUGGCCAGUUACAAUGAUGAAGACAUUUACCUUUUCAACUCCUCUCACAGUGAUGGAGCCCAGUAUAUUAAGAGAUAUAAAGGUCACAGAAAUAAUGCCACAGUAAAAGGCGUCAAUUUCUAUGGCCCCAAGAGUGAGUUUGUGGUCAGCGGUAGUGACUGUGGUCACAUUUUCCUCUGGGAGAAGUCAUCCUGCCAGAUUGUUCAGUUCAUGGAGGGCGACAAGGGAGGCGUGGUCAAUUGUCUUGAACCCCAUCCUCACCUGCCUGUGCUGGCAACCAGUGGUCUAGACCAUGAUGUGAAGAUCUGGGCACCUACAGCUGAAGCUUCCACUGAGCUAACAGGGUUAAAGGAUGUUAUUAAGAAGAACAAGCGAGAACGGGAUGAAGAUAGCUUGCACCACACUGACCUGUUUGAUAGUCACAUGCUCUGGUUCCUUAUGCAUCAUCUGAGACAGAGACGCCAUCACCGGCGCUGGCGAGAACCUGGGGUUGGGGCCACAGAUGCGGACUCGGAUGAGUCUCCCAGCUCCUCAGAUACAUCGGACGAGGAGGAGGGCCCAGACCGGGUGCAAUGCAUGCCAUCUUGAGGCUCCAUACUUAGGAGGGGCGGGCUGGGGCUGCCAACCCGAUCCUGCCUGGGCAACUCUUUCCUGUCCCAGGCCCUUGCAUUCAGCAGAAACGCACUUUGGACUCUUCGUUUAAAUAAAAGAAAGAUAUCCACAGAGGACAGACCAGAGGGGAAUGAACCAACAGAGCCACUAGGAGUGAGAGUUGAGCCCUGUUAAGGGGCUCCACGGAAAGAAAAGUGCAAAGGACUCAGCAGAAAUGGUGUCUCCAUGGUGCUGAGGAAGUCUGUUUUGUUAACUGGUUUAGGAUAGGAAAUGGGGCUUCUUUUUCUUUAACCUCCCUUGUUUCUUUUGGGGGGGGUGGGGGGAACAACUGGUGAUUCAGUACCAAGGGGCCAGAGUGGAGGGUAGGAAUGCCACUCUCUCUUUGGUUUAGGUUUUUUUGUUUUUAGUAUGACAGUUUUAUUAGGUUUUUUUUUUUUUUUUUUUUUUUUUUGGCCCCUGAACAACCCCAUCCCUGUAUCCCCCCCUUUUUUUUCUGAAGUCCUUAGAGUCCUAUCUGUCCUACACUCUUCACUUUCCUUUCCACCUCACUUAUUCUCUGUACUUAUCACAGUGUUUUGCACUUGGUUAGGUAUUAUUCACUCUUCAUCUCAUCACCUCCUAAAUGGGGUCUGGUGAUGGAGGUUGGGGAGAGGAGGGAGGGGCAGAGGUGGAAGAAUAGGAACGAUGUUAUCUCUUUGUUUUAUUUUUAAUUGUUUGGUGGCAGCCAUUUCCCUGUCCCUAUCUGUGUUAAGAGGCCUAAUUUUAUACCUAUAAAUAUAUUAAAAAGCAAGUUAAACUUGGAUGUAUCAAGUUAAAAUUAUUGUCAAAGUUUAAAUACCUAUAUAUUCUCUAUGAAUACAAUGCAAUAAAGGGACUUAAAGGAAGAAUGAUCAAGAGUGAUUAUGUAGAAGGAACACGUGGGGUCAGCUUGUCAUUUACCUGUGGCUUUCAGAGCUUAGGGCUUAACCUUAGGUUUCAGGAGGCUCUAGAAUGGAAGGAUCUGGUGUUCUCCCUUCUCUACCUUGCAAUAGGGGUUUGGACAAACAAGAAAUUCCUCUGUCAUCUCUGCCUCAGAACUCCUACCUCCCAUAAGUCUUGUGAGAGCUCCUAAAGACUGCUCUGCUCUUCUAACAAGAGGCUGGCCUGCCAUUAAACGUGUGACUUCAGGAAGGGCGGUUCUGUACAUAAUCACCCUCUCACCUUUAGCUGUUUGAUUCUUUAAGCCAUUUAACUCCAUACCAGCUCCCCUCCCAGUAGAAGAGUGAAGAAGAAAUUUCCUGGGCUCAACCUUAAACCUUGGGAUUGAGGGACAAAUCAGUAAUUUAAAAAAUGGUUCUGGUGGCUGGGCCUUGGACCUCCUGUAUUACCACUAGACCCUUGAGUAUAAAGUUUGUAUUGAAUUCUUGCCCUGAACUGCUUUUGCUGCAAUUUUUUUUUGUUUUUGUUUUUGUUUUUUUUUGCCCAUAGUUUCCACAAGAUCCAAUCCGGAAUUCUGUAUCCUGGGAAAGGUGGAACUUACUAAACCAGGCUUAGGAAAGGGGGGAGAGGAUGAUAUUACCAGAUACUCUUUCCUUCUGCCCUCCUUUUCCUAGCAGCUCAGACCAGAUGUUCGCUACUGCACUUUCUUCCCAAGGCAAGGAAUGUGUGGUAACUGAGUGGUCUUGUGUCCUUAUUGCUAGUAAGGUGAUGAGGUGGGCUUAAAAAGAUGGCACUCUGGAAUGUGUUGUAUUUUCUCAGUAAAGCUUUUCCCCCAACUGCU